Molecule: messenger RNA, 4294 nt
Organism: Oenanthe melanoleuca
Lineage: Eukaryota; Metazoa; Chordata; Aves; Passeriformes; Muscicapidae
Gene: ODF2
Product: outer dense fiber of sperm tails 2
Exons: 19
Coding region: 590-3175 (861 amino acids)
Biological process (GO): regulation of cilium assembly
Cellular component (GO): centrosome
Source: RefSeq, a predicted model, not a curated record
ACCUAGGCUGAUGAUACUCUUUCUGCCAGAAUCAAAUUAGUGCUGCUGGAGGCUUUGUGUAAGAUUUGCAAUUGCGUUAUGCCUUUACAUCAACUGAGGAGCAUCAAGCUCCAAGAUGAUGACUUGAACCAUGUGUCUCUAGGCUUUUCUGUCAGGUUGUGGUUAUGUUUCUGUGGAGAUUAAAGAAAUGCUGUUAUGCAAUGACUUUUAAGGAUUUAUGCUUAAAAAAGUUAAAGUUAAGCACAUAUGAAGGAGCAUACAGGUUCAGGGUUCUAGGAUGGAGUGGUCUGAUGAUUUCCUGGUGGUUUUUCUUAACUGUUAAAUUAAUUCUCCUCUUUUCCCGGCUUCAAAUUUCUCUUUGUAAUCAGAUUUUGUUGGUUAUGGGAACCCUUGAUUUGCUCACUUGCUUUGAGACUUUGAACUUCAAUGAUUCUUACAGAUGCCUGCUAUCAAUCCAGCUGUGUUUGAUCUUCAAUAACCAGGUUAAAAGCAGAAAAUACUGGAAGCAGAGGAAUUGUUUGUGUUAGUCCUUACUACAGAAGAAUAGUGUGCAGUUCAAAAUGGCAGAUGCUACUGGUAAAAAGCACAAAUGUUAACCAAGGCUGGCCACUGUUCCUCUUUGAACACUGAAGAAAAUGUUAUUUCCAGUUUCCUUAUUCACAGGUUUCCCUUCAUUGUAUUUCCCUUUCCCAUUUGUGGGAGAAGAGCCAUGAAGAACCGUUCCUCAUCCCCCCCUUUGCACGUCCAUGUGGAUGAAAACAUCCCUGUCCAUGUCCAUAUUAAAAAGGGGCAGAAAACCACACCUGCAAAAUGCCAGCAAAAGCAGAAACAGAAAUCAAAAGGGGAUGGUGUGCGAGCUGUGCGGGUGAAAACUAAGGCCCCUUGGAUGCCCCCAGGCAAAACAAGUACCCGUGAUACCAUCUUGAAACGGGAGCAGGAAUCAAGUGACUGCCUUGAAAUUGCGCCUAGGGCGGAAUCAGAAAUGAUGCAGUCGGUUCUGCGCCUCAGUGACCUCUCCACCGAGGAUGACGAUCCCAGCUGCUGCAAGAUUAACAAAUAUGAAAAGAAGAUAGACAGCCUGAUGAAUAUGGUGGGAACACUGAAGAAAGAGGUCAAGAUGCAGCAAAUGGAGGAACAGGAGGAAAUAACAAAGCGUCUCCUGGAGGAGCAGAAAGAAGAACUGCAUGAGGUCACACAAGAGCUGGUAGAAACAGAGAAUGAGAACUCGCGGCUAAGGCGCAACAUCGAGCGCAUAAAGGAGGAGAAGGACCUGACUGUGCUGCAGAAGGAAUGCCUGCAGCAGGAGAAGGAGUGUUUGAUGACCAAGCUGAAUGAAGCAGAAAGAGAUGGAGCAGCAGCUGCCAGACAGAUCAGUGCCCUGAAGAAUACCAUUGGGAGGCUCAACAUUGAGAAACACAUGAGCAGCACAGAUAUAAAUGCUUUAACAAGACAGAAAGAGCUUCUGCUCCAGAAAUUGAGCACCUUUGAAGAAACCAACCGGACACUCCGAGAACUUCUUGCAGAGCAGCAAUGCCGCGAGAAAGAUGCCCAGAAGGUACUGGAUCGUCAGGCAUUGCUGCUGAAAAGGAUGGCUGACACAGAUGCAGAGAACAUGCAACUUCAGAUCAGGCUUCAGGGAAGAGAAAAAGAACUGGAAAGCCUCACAGUUCAGAUAGUGGCAGAAAAGGAACAGGCAAAGAAAGCAAUUGAACUCUCCAGAGCUAUGGAGCAAAUGAAAGCCCAUUUACAAGCCCAGCUGCGAAACAAAGAAUCUGAGAACACCCGCCUGCUCACACAGUUGAGGAAUGUGGAGAUGAGUGAGUCUCAGCUUAAGGAAGAACUGGAGCUUGCCAUGGAGCAGUUGAACGAUGUGAAGAACAAGAUGGAUGGUGACAAAGAGGCCCUGAAGAAAGCAGUCCGUGCACAGAAAGAGCGAGCGGAGCGGAGUGAGGACUAUGUGCAAAAACUGACUACCCAGCUGACAGAAAAGGAGAACUGUAUUGCUGAGUGCCGGAGCACUAUUGAGAGCUGGAGGAAUCGCUGCACCAAAGUAACGAAGGAGAAGGAUGACCUUGAGCUGGAAGUUGUUUCACUAAACAGCCGUAUUGCAGACUUGGUGGAGCAACUGGCAAAGGUCCAGGAAAAGACACGGGACGAAAACGAAAUUUUGAUGGAUAGAGUGCACCAAAUGACUGGAGAGAACGGUACUUUAAGGAAGGAUAAUGAAAGACUAAAGUCUGCUCUGAAUGCAAUGGAGGACAAGCUGAACCAAGCACAGAUAGAAUUGCAACAACUCCAGAACUCAGUCAGGAGCUACGAAGGGUUGAUUGAAAGCUACACAGCACAGGCACAGAAGGCCCGAAAGGAAGCAGACGAGCUGGCAGCAAGACUGGAGAAGUGUGAAAAAGAGAACAAGACAUUAAAGGAGGAAACGAACAAGAAGCUUGAGGAGGCUCGUGAGAAGUUCCAGGACCAGCUUGCUGAACUGGAGAAGCUUCCUGAGCUCCUUAAGUACACUGAGACACAGCUGGCAGAGUGCCAUCAGCAGCUCAUGGGUUACGAGAAGAAGAACACGGACCUGUGUGUCAUGAUUUCAGAUCUCCGUGAGCUGAUUGACCUCCAGGGGGACAAAAUGGAGAUGACAAGAGAGAGAUAUCAGUCUGCCCAAGAGGAGAAAAAGCAACUCACCUUGAAGGUGGAGGAACUAGAAAGAAAACUAGAGUCCACGAAUGCCCAGAACAUAGAAUUCCUUCAGGUCAUAGCAAAGCGUGAGGAGUCAAUCCACCAGUGUCAGCUGCGGCUGGAGGAGAAGAGCCGUGAGUGCAGCUCCCUGGCACGUCAGCUGGAGAUGGCCAUUGAGGAUGCCAAAAGACAAGUGGAACAAGCUCGAGAGCGAGCAGUCUCCAGAGAGAGGGCAGCCCAGUCCAAGGUGUUGGAUUUGGAGACCAAGCUGAGCAGGAAUAAAACAGAGCUGAACCAGUUGCAUCGGAGCAAAGAGGAUGCAGAGCGCCGAUACGAAAGCCGCCUCCAGGACCUGCGGGAUCGGCUGGAGCAGUCGGAGAGCACCAACCGCAGCAUGCAGAACUACGUCCAGUUCCUCAAGUCUUCCUACGACAACGUUUUUAGGGAAAGUGCUUUUCUGGGCUCCCCCAGCCACACUCGCUCUCUUCUCUGAGGGCAAUGCUCUACUUGCACCUUUUUUAAGCACACAGAAGGAGCUUUGUUUCAAAAGCCAUAUUGAUAUAGAAAACUGGAUAGCAUUUCAGGGUCACUGUUGGGAGAUUUUUUUAUUGCAGAAUGAGAAAAUAAAAUUAUGUUGGUAUCAGAUCAAAAUGUGGGGUAUCAGCAAUACUGGUUUGGUGCUAAAGGUUGGUGUUACACCAUAAACUGAGCCCCAAAACCAGGUGGUUUUUCGUAUAAUGGAGAAGAUAAUUCUCCUCCUGUUAGGUCGUGAUGGUUCCAGCUCUUAAAACCUGUCAGAGGUUUGUUGAGUGUGUUGAUUUUUGUAAGAGCUCUCUUUGUGCUUCACUUCUCAUUCGGUUUCUCUGUUGGGGAGAUCAUGUGGGGGCUUUUUGCCUGUGGGAUUUUUUAAAUCAUUUUUUAUACUGUUGGUGUGAUGCUGAAGAUAACUGAGGUGCCUGGGCUCUAGACUCACAAGAGAGAAUCUGCUGCACAACCAGUCUUUGUAACAGUUUUAUACCAGAAAUUAUGAGUUUGGUUUGGUUUUUUAUACUUGAUUCUUAAAUACUCCCUGAUCCUUAUUUUUAUUUGUGAGUGUGAUACUAAUGUUGCUUUUCUCCUCUUACCCUGAUUUUCUGAUCCUGAAUAUACCCACCCAGGUCUGAGCCAAAACAAUGUAAAUUUGAAGGAAAUCAUUGUCACUUCAUUUGGAAUCUUGGUGCAAACGCCAUGUGAGUUCUGGGUGUGUGUGAAAUCCUGACUUUGUCUUAAGCCAACUAAGGAGAAGCUGCAGAUACUCAACUUCUUCAUCAAAAUCCCCUACACCUUCUGGAAAAUCAGGUCUUUUGUGUGUCAAGUCCCUAAAGUCCAUGUGCUUUCUAGUGGCCUAUUGUUUCUAUUAAAUGGUUCUUAGGGCAACAAAAAUAAACCUUGUUUUUAUUUUUCUCUCUUUUGUAUCCUAUUUAUGUUCCUUGUGAUGUGGUCAUUGGCAGUAUUUGUCAUAAAAGGUUUCUAAACAAAUCAGUUUCUGAAAGAUCUGUAAUUGUGCACGUUUAACAUUUUAAAAAUCCCAGAAGUGCUGGGGGAGAAACCAAUAAACUACAUUUUAAUUGGU